Balearica regulorum gibbericeps (East African grey crowned-crane) is the source of this 2676-nucleotide messenger RNA. Lineage: Eukaryota; Metazoa; Chordata; Aves; Gruiformes; Gruidae. The record is from RefSeq and is a predicted model, not a curated record.
CACUGCCGCCAUGGAAUUUGUGUGAGCAGAGAAAUGGAGACGCGUCCUGUAGAUGGAGAAUGGGGACCAUGGGGACCUUAUAGCUCAUGUUCAAGAACUUGUGGAGGUGGAAUCAAGAGCACCACCAGGCUGUGUAAUAGACCAGAACCAAGAAAUGGAGGAAAGUACUGCGUUGGCCGCAGGAUGAAAUUUCGGUCAUGUAAUACUGAUUCAUGUCCAAAAGGCAAAAAAGAUUUCCGGGAGCAACAGUGCUCUGAAUUUGAUGGCAAACACUUUAAUAUCAACGGUCUUACAUCUGCUGUUCGCUGGCUUCCAAAAUACAGUGGUAUUUCUAUGAAAGAUCGCUGUAAACUUUUUUGCCGAGUUUCUGGAACAACUUCCUACUAUCAGCUGAAGGACAGAGUUGCUGAUGGUACUCCCUGUGGAGCAGAAACCAAUGACCUUUGUGUUCAAGGCUUAUGCAGGCAAGCAGGCUGUGAUCACGUUUUGAAUUCCAAGGCAAGGAGAGACAAAUGUGGAAUCUGUGGUGGUGAUAAUUCUUCAUGUAAAACUCUUGCAGGUACUUUCAACAGUGCUCGUUAUGGUUACAAUGUUGUAGUAAAUAUUCCCAAAGGAGCAACAAACAUUGAUAUUCAGCAGCACAGCUACUCAGGGAAACCAGAAGAUGACAACUACCUGGCUUUAUCUGAUAUUCAUGGAAAUUUUAUCUUGAAUGGAAAUUUUGUUGUAAGCAUGUCAAAAAGAGAAAUCAAUAUACAAGGAGCCAUUUUUGAGUACAGUGGUUCAAACAAUACGAUAGAACGAAUUAACAGCACUGAUAGAAUCGAAGAAGAGCUAACCUUACAGGUUUUGUGUGUAGGGCAUUUAUACAACCCUGAUGUGCGUUAUUCAUUCAAUAUCCCAAUAGAAGACAGAAGUGAUCUAUUUACAUGGGAUCCUUACGGACCCUGGCAAGACUGCAGCAGGAUGUGCCAAGGUAUUCGAAGAAGACGAAUGACAUGCAUACAUAAAAGUGAUCAUGUGGUAGUGUCCGAUCAAAGAUGUGAACUUAUACCCACAGUACCAGAAAUCUUUGAGGAGUGUAAUACAGAGUGUGAAUUAAGGUGGCACCAUGUUGGCAAAAGCGACUGCACGUCGAAGUGUGGCCCAGGGUAUCGGUCUGUAGAGAUCCACUGCAUGAAGUACUCUAUUUCAAAAGGACUCAGUGCUCCAGUGGAUGAUAAGUACUGUGCUGAUCAGCAGAAACCACCAACCAGAGAGCCCUGCCAUGGUGAUUGUAUGUUAACAAGUUGGCACUACACAGAAUGGUCAGAGUGUUCCAGGAGCUGUGAAAGAGGUGUCAGAACCAGAGAAGCUUUUUGUAUGAACAAUUUGGGUCGUCAUCUUCCUGACAGAGAAUGCCAGGAACUUCCAAGAGUUGUAACCCAGAGUUGCAAUGAAUUCUUAUGUCCAAGCUGGUCUGUUAGUGAGUGGAGUGAGUGUCCAGUGACAUGUGGCAAAGGAACGAAGCAUCGUCAAGUGUGGUGCCAACUUAAUGAUGAACAGCUGAGAGAUGAUUUCUGUAAUCCAAAUGAUAGACCAGAAUCAAUAACGCCAUGUGAACUUCAUGAAUGUGCAUUUUGGCAAGUAGGGCCUUGGGGAUCAUGUGCUGUAACGUGUGGACGUGGAUACCAGAUGCGUGCAGUCAAAUGUGUUACUGGGACUUACAGAGUUAUUUUGGAUGAUAGCGAAUGUAAUGCUGCUACUCGUCCUAGAGAUAACCAAGAGUGUGAAUUACCCUCUUGUCCAGAAAAUACAAAAUUACGGACUACAUCGCUUCCUCUAGUUCAUGUGGGGAAGAUGACCCAGUGGAGAUAUGGAUCAUGGACCCCAUGCUCUGCAUCCUGUGGGAAGGGUGAUCGUGCUCGCUAUGUGAGUUGUAGAGAUGCUCAUGGAGGAAUAGCAGAUGAAUCUUUGUGUGCUCAUUUACCACGACCAGCUGAAAUUUCAAGCUGCUUCAGCCCAUGUGGAGAGUGGCAAGUUGGAAAUUGGUCCCCUUGCACAGUUACGUGUGAUAGUGGAAUAGUAACAAGACAAGUUAUUUGUGUCAACUAUCAUCAACAAAUCAACGAGAAUUACUGUGAUCCUGAAGGCCGACCUUCCAAAGAACAAGAAUGUAACAUGCCACCAUGUCCACCAGUUUAUCAUCAUGUUCCGAAAAUACAUGACCACCCAAGCCAUUUUCCAGAAAUAGGUUACCUUCCAAUACACCAUCCACAAGACAGUAUCAACCAGUGGAACCGUCCCUCUGCAGGAGGAUAUCAAUGGAGAACUGGACCCUGGGGAGCAUGCUCUAGUACUUGUGCAGGUGGAUUUCACCGUCGAGUUGUAGUAUGUCAAGAUGAGGAAGGAAGAAGUGCUAGUUAUUGUGAGGAGGCAACAAAACCUCCAGAGUCAAGACACUGUGAUUCUGGACCCUGCCCACGAUGGAACUAUGGGAACUGGGGAGAAUGUACUCAAACUUGUGGAGAUGGAAUAAAGACAAGACUGGUGAUUUGUCAGCUUCCUACUGGCCAAAUGCUGGGUGAUCAAAACUGUGAAAUUCUAGACAAGCCACCUAAUAUGGCACAAUGUAACGUGCAUUCUUGCCCUGGUGAUGUUUCAUGGCAUCGGGGACCGUGGAAAUCGGUACGAUAG